Molecule: messenger RNA, 2294 nt
Organism: Pimephales promelas (fathead minnow)
Lineage: Eukaryota; Metazoa; Chordata; Actinopteri; Cypriniformes; Leuciscidae
Product: solute carrier family 25 member 47-B
Biological process (GO): double-strand break repair via synthesis-dependent strand annealing; interstrand cross-link repair; transmembrane transport
Cellular component (GO): mitochondrion
Molecular function (GO): four-way junction DNA binding; transmembrane transporter activity; four-way junction helicase activity
Source: RefSeq, a predicted model, not a curated record
GUCACUUAUUAUCGUUAACUAGAAACAGAAACACGUUACUAAAAAUUUUGCUAACACUUUACAAUAAGCUUCAACAUUACUGUAUUAACUAACAAAGAGCAAUAGAUUUAUUACAGUAUUUACAGUAGUUCACAAUGAAAAUUAAUUGUUCAUGUUAGUUCACUAAUGUUAACUAGUACAACCUUUCAUUUUAAUAGCAUAUUAGUAAAUAUUGAAAUUAAUAUUAAUAACAUUAAUAAAUGCUAUACAUUACAGUAUUGCUCAGUCUUAGUUCAUGUUAACUAAUGGACUUUAUUGUAAAGUGUUACCAAUUACAAUAACAUUUAUUUUGUUUCCGCUAUUGCCAAGGCAACAGUUCUCAUCGAAUACUAAAGUAACUCAAACGAAAUAAUAAAUGGGAAAUGUAGCACAAAAAAAAAAACUAUUUAUUUUCAUUUCAGUUUCAAAGAGUUUAUAUUUUGCCAUUAAAAUAGCCGUGACGUGUCCAUAAAAUAUAAACAAUUUGUAGAAAUAAAACGGAUUGUCGGGUUUGAUCGUUCAGAUCUGCGUCUAAAACUCGCGACUGUCACUUUAAAUGUUCCUCCUCCUCGUCAGUGACAUGAUGAAGAGCAGCGCCACACCGCGGACACACACUGCAGGAACACACUGAUCUGACACUCGCUGGCUCUAUAUUUCAUACAGCUGAUGUUCAUAUUUUCUGCGACUGUAAAUCAUAGAGAUAAUCAGAAGCAACAGCGCGCGCGCGCCCGUCACUGUGAACGAGUAUGUUCUGGACACGGUGACCUUCGGGUUCACAUUACCGCAAUGACAAAAGCGACACACACACACACACAUAUCAGUAUACAAGACAAGGUACGCGCUUCUCUUCAUCAUUGUUCUUCAUCAUCAUCAACAUCAUGAAGACGUUUCUUGGCUGACGUCACGAGUUCCGCGGGUCGAACCGGAUGAUUCCGAUGCUUGUGUUUGAUCGGUUCCGAUAGGUUCGGUUCCUCUGAUCGGUUUUGCUGAUUCAUUUCCUCUGAUCGGUUCUUCUGGUGUGGUUCCUCUGAUCGGUUCGGUUCCUCUGAUCAGUUCUGGUUCGGAUCGCGAUGCAUCUCGCGGAUUUCAUCGCCGGUUCUGUCGGAGGAGCGUUUGGAGUGGCGGUGGGGUAUCCGCUGGACACCGUGAAGGUGCGACUCCAGACACAGACUCAGUAUUCCGGCGUUUGGGAGUGUGUGAGCAGAACCUGCAGAACUGAAGGCGUGGGCGGGUUCUACCGAGGGAUGUCGAUGCCGCUGACCACCGUCUCCAUCAGCUCGUCUCUGGUGUUCGGCACGUACAGGAACGUCCUGCAGUCGCUGCAUCAGAUGCGGCACAGAAGCGCAGCGGAUCCGCAUCAUAAGGCUGAUAUCCUUCUGUCCGGGUUCUGCGGAGGCGUCGCUCAGGUGCUGGUGAUGUCUCCCGCAGACAUGGUGAAGGUCCGUCUGCAGUGUCAGGCUGAAGGGCGGCGAUACAGAGGCCCGCUGCACUGCCUGCUCAGAAUCGCCCGAGACGAGGGUCCGCUGGGUCUCUAUAAGGGUUCUGCCGCACUAGCGCUGCGAGACGGACCCUCGUUCGCCACUUACUUCCUCACUUACAACAGCAUCUGUGAUGCGCUGUCUGCAGAGAACCAGCGGCCGGGCUGGCCGGUGGUCCUGCUGGCCGGUGGGGUGUCUGGGAUGUGUGGCUGGGCCGUGGGGACGCCGAUGGACGUGAUCAAGGCCCGUCUGCAGGUGUCCGGCGUGAGCGGCCGGCUCUACAGAGGCUUCUUCCACUGCGUCACACACAGCGUGCGGACCGAAGGCAUCGGCGUCCUGUUCAGAGGCCUGACGCUCAACUGCAUCCGCGCCUUCCCCGUCAACAUGUCCGUCUUCGCCACGUAUGAACUGGUGAUCCGCUUCCUGCGUCCGGCGUCCUGAACAUCAGCCUCACAUCUUCUGGAUCCUGCACAAUGUUUAAUAUCAUGUGUGUGUGUUGUAAUGUGUAUGUGAGUGUUUUGCAGUGUCUACCUCAGAUGCUGAAGAGCAUCAUGUGACUGUCGAAGGGUUUGACCCCUAACUCACUAACCACCGUCCUCUGAGACUGCAGUCCUGCGAGUCCCUGAACACACACGAGCGCUCGGCUGUGUUUACAUCUAAAGCUGGGAGUUUAACUGGAGUGUUGCAGAAUACAUUUGAGAAUAACGCAGCGUUUCCAAGUCAUGUGUUUAAUCUGAACGUCAUCAUCACUUCCUGGAAACUGGCUCAAAUAUCAGUAAUAAAAGUGUGUUUCUGCAA